AUGACAUUUGGUGAGAUCACUGGAUCUCUCGCUGCCAAUGUCACGAAGAGCAUCACAUUCUUAAAGGAGUCUCCUUUGGUCCCUGAGCAGCUGAAAUCCAACAUCCAGGGAUUCGUGUUUGAUUUGAAGACUGGUGAGCUCCAGGAGGUCAAUUAG
This is a messenger RNA of Cladophialophora yegresii CBS 114405, 156 nucleotides long. Its product is annotated as carbonate dehydratase. The transcript is spliced from 2 exons. Gene Ontology annotation, molecular function: zinc ion binding; carbonate dehydratase activity. NCBI's taxonomy places the organism in Eukaryota, Fungi, Ascomycota, Eurotiomycetes, Chaetothyriales, Herpotrichiellaceae. The record is from RefSeq and is a predicted model, not a curated record. The coding region runs from base 1 to 156 and encodes 51 amino acids.